AUGAGUGAAAUGUUAGAAAUUAUGAAAGAAUUCUUCAACAUGCCUUUGGAAGAAAGAGCUGUACAUUAUUCAGAGGAUCUUUGCAAGCCUGUACGACUAUUCACAAGCACUGGUGUCCAUGACAUUGUUCGUCUCUGGAGAGAUUGUCUUAGAAUGGCUAUAUCUCCUGUGGAAAACUUUAAGCAAUACUGGCCAGAAAAGCCAAGUAAUCUCAAGAAAACUGUUGAAAGAUAUGCUGUCGAGAUGAAGGGGUUGACAGAAAAGAUUUUUGUCUUGAUAACUGAAGGAUUAGGCCUUGAAUAUGAUUAUCUAAAUGGUGGUCUGAGUGGUCAGCCUAUGGUAUCACACGUGAACUACUACCCGCCAUGCCCAGACCCGUCUCUUACAUUAGGCUUGGCUAAGCAUUGUGACCCGGGUCUUGUUACACUUCUCCUGCAAGGCGACGUCAGUGGCCUCCAAAUUUUAUGCAAUGGGGAGUGGCAGGCUGUUGAUCCAGUUCCCAAUGCAAUUAUUGUGAUUUACGGCCAUCAAAUGGAGUUCGUUACUAAUGGAGAACUGAAGAGUGUGGAACAUCGUGCAAUAACAAAUGAUAUGCUAUCGAGAAUAAGCAUUGCGACCUUCAUCCAACCAGCUAUGGAUUGCCUUGUUGCACCUGCCAAAAAACUGCUCGACGAAAAGAACCCACCGCUCUAUAAAUCCUUUCUAUUCGGCGAUUAUUUUGCUAAUUAUGUUGCUAAUCUAGGUGAUAAAUCGAAGGUUACUGAACAUUUUCAGAACACGACUCCAUAA
This is a messenger RNA of Dendrobium catenatum, 789 nucleotides long. Its product is annotated as 2'-deoxymugineic-acid 2'-dioxygenase. Lineage: Eukaryota; Viridiplantae; Streptophyta; Magnoliopsida; Asparagales; Orchidaceae. The transcript is spliced from 3 exons. The coding region runs from base 1 to 789 and encodes 262 amino acids. The record is from RefSeq and is a predicted model, not a curated record.